UUUUAUUCUCCCUCCACCCUUAGCCUAGUCGAGGCUGAGAAUAGGAAGGGCUUUUCCAGGAAGCGAAACUGAAAGUUUGCAGGCAGUCUCUGAAGAGAGCUGAGGGUAGGGAAUUGAUAGCGCCGUUUCCUCUCCCCUCUCUCUGCUCCCGGGUUAUCUUCCCCCAAACCCAGGACAGACAUCGCAGCCCCGGUUCCUCCGCUCAAGAGUACAGAUUCUGCCUCGAUGGCCACUGACUCCGCUGUCCACAGCCCGCAGUACCGGGUUCUGGUGCGGGUGCCCGAGAACUGUUCUGGACUGGAGAAGAAAUUGCAAAAAUAUUUCCAGAGUCCGCGGAAGUCUGGGGGAGGCGAGUGCACGGUCAAAGUCGGCCCCACCGAAGGCACUUACUGGGUAGAAUUUCUGGAAAAACAAGCCAAGGAAAGAGUGAUAGCAAAAGGAGAUCACACUGUGGAGAUCAGUCCUACGUCACAUGUGAAAAUCUUCCUAGAAACAAAUGAAAACUCAGGAGACAAGAACACUUUGGAGAUAAUAAGCCAGCUUUCCUCCCAGACUCAGUCGAUCCCAAAGAAAUUUCUAGAUGAGAAGCUCCCAGAAGAAGAAGGUGCUUUUAGCUCCUCUGAUUCCUUCAUUGAAAAGAUAUUUUGUCAUGUGGAGGCCCAGCUGAACUUCAACCUUUCCAAGGAACAAAGGGAGAAAAUUAUUAACUUCUGCCCAAAUCUCAAAAUAGAGCAAGACCAUGAUGGAACUGAGAAAUUGAGUGGUAACUUCCAAGAUAUUGAAAAAAUUUAUCAAUUUUUAAGUAAGGGGAUUCUGGGAAAUGACCAGAAAGAUUUUCCUCACUCAGCCUCAGCAAGAAAAAUCGAGACAAUGAAACCAAAUGACUGGGACAGUCUUAUUCUUCAUUCAGACUUCAAACACAGAAUGGAAGAGUCAAACUACAUCUCAGUUCCUUCACAUUUGUAUGAGUAUUUUAAACAUGUCUUUGCUGCGACUCUAGACAGAAUAGAAAAAGAGCACAAAGUACAUAUCAAAAGUACUUUGGCAUGUCCUACAGGCAAUGUUUAUUUAGAUUUUGAGACAAGCAAGUCUGAGGACAGAAUGGCAGCUCAAGAAGCUUUUACUACAGCAUUUCAGAAGGAAAUACAGAAUGUCACCUGUCAGAGUGUUUAUUUCACAGAUAAUAAGCUGGCUCUUGAAGUCCAAAGCAGACUGACCAACAUAUUUAAAAACCUCUAUAUUAAAGCUGAAGGAAUGACCUUAAUUCUCCAGGGAAACACAAGGGAUAUUUUAGAAGCUAAACUUUUCAUUGAAGGAAACUUUUCUCACAAACAACCAGUGGAAAUAAUGGUUUCCCAUAACAUGAUGGAGAAUGGAAUUGAGGUAGAUACUGCUGAUAUAUGUCUUCUGUACCAAGAAAUUACAGAAAUAGAAAAAAAAUUUGACACAGCAAUGGAACUGAUGAACAACCCCCAAACUGGGAAAACCCUCAUUGUAUUUAAACCAAAAGACAAAAGCCUGAAUCUCUCUGCACAUGCUUAUGAAUAUUUCAUUGAUUUCUUUCAGAUGAUCUCAACUCAGAUUGUCAAAGAGGUAGUUAUUCUAAAACCUUUAGACAAAGAGAGAAAAUAUUCAUCUAAAAAGACAUUCUUUAAAGACUUUGAAAAGAAGCACCCCCAUGUAAACUUGGAGUGGAAUGAACAAGAAUUGACAUUGACUGGUUUGCCCAGGUAUCUUGCAGAAGCAAUGGAAUAUAUAAAGAGAUAUUUUAGUAUUGAAGGUCCUGCUCAGCAGAGACCAGCUCUCUCCCCUGAAAGGACUUGGAAUAAAGACUCCAAAUCCAUUUGGGAGAAAAAUGGUGGUAAUUUCGAGGCAAUUCUUCCUUCCAAGGGAUUGCCUAGCUAUGAGGAUUUAGAAAAAGAGGAAAAAGAAAAGAACUGUGCCAUCUGUCUGGAAAUCAUUCACCACAAAGAAGUCCUUCCAAAGUGCAAGCAUGAGUUCUGUAGCCCUUGUAUUGGAAAAGCCAUGAAACAUAAGCCAGUGUGUCCUGUAUGCCAGACUUCCUAUGGCAUUGUGAAAGGAAAUCAACCACAUGGAACAAUGAACGUAUUUUAUAGGUCUUUUUCACUUCCAGGUUAUGAGUCAUAUGGCACAAUUGAGAUUUGUUAUGAUAUGAAGGGAGGCAUACAAACGGAAGAUCAUCCCCACCCAGGAAGAUCCUACAAAGGAACAUACCGGAUGGCUUAUUUGCCGGAUAAUGAAGAAGGACAGCAGGUUUUGAAACUCCUCCAAAGAGCUUUUGAACAAAAGUUGAUUUUCACAAUAGGACAGUCUCGGACAUUAGGAACGAACGAUGUGAUCACUUGGAAUGAUAUACACCAUAAAACUCAACCGGUUGGUGGGCCAGAAAAGUUUGGUUACCCGGAUCCCAACUAUCUGAAACGAGUUAAGGAGGAACUGAAGGCAAAAGGGAUUGAGUAAGAGUGCUGACUUUAAAAGUACCUUGAGGGCUGAAUUUGCAAAAGCUGUGGCUGUGGAAAGGAAUCCAAGUAAUCCUUACAAUAUGAGUGUAUAGGCAUUUAGAGAAAAAUUAAAGAAUUUGAAAAGAAAUUAAUUUGUUUAGGGAUGAAUGGGAUGAAAAGAAAUUAAUUUGUUUAGGGAUGAAUGGGAUGAACUGCUAAUCUGCUAACCUGUGUAAUGUCUUGGAGAUUCUACUUUUUAUUAGACAAACUGAGAGCUUGGCAGGAUUGUCAAAGUUACUGUAGUGAGAACACUGGGUAUAUCACUCAUUGCUUUCCUGUCUGUCUCCAUUUUGCUGUCACCAGAAUGCUAGAAUUAAGGAAUAAUCCACUGUACCAUUUGCAGAAGGUGAUGAUUGGCUUUCAGAUACAUUCAUAUUAUUUGUGGUAAGUUGUUGCUGACCUCAAAACUCACCAAACCUAGCUCUCUUUUAACUGGAAGGGUAGCCUAGUACAUUAAAAAGAUUGGAAGACAUCUUAAAGAAAAUUAUAGUCUCCAAAUAUUUAUUAUAUGAGCCCUUAGCUUCAAAAAGAAACUAACUAUCCAUUAUUCUGGCAAAUUUAAUGUAAAAUGAGAAGUGGGGAAAGAUAUUUCUCUCUUCAAUAAAGUCCAGUGGCUUCCAAACACUUUCAAGAACAAAUAUAAAGGCCUCUGCGAUUCAGUUAGACUGAUUUCCUUGAUGUUCCUCAUGUGAGGAACAUUUCUUCUGAUGGUGCAUUUUCAUUGGAUAUUUUCCCCACCCUGCCAUGCCUGAAAUUCUUUCCCCCCUUAUUUCCACUUAUUGACUUCCUUGACUUCUUUCAAGUCCUACCUAAAAUUCUACUUUUUACAUGAAGCCUUUCCCCAACCCUCUUAAUACUAGUGCCUUUCCUCGAUGAAUUCUCUCCAAUUUAUCCUGUAUUUGGCCUGUUUGUACAUAGUGCUUGCAUAUUGAUUGCAUAUGUGAGUUAUUUGAAAGAAGAUAGUGUCUUUUGUCUUUUUUUGUAUCCUCAGCAUUUAGCAGAGUGCCUAGCAUAUAGUAGACACUUACUAAAUACUUGUUGAUUAUCUGAUUAUGGGCAGACUCGUUAAUCUGAGUAUUGGCAACUGGUAUUGGCUUUUGUGCUGUCCUGGUUCCCUGCAUUCUUAGCUUACCAUCUGGGAUGCACCUUGAGGCAAUUCCUCUGUUUGGCUAACCUUUGUGAGACUAUAUUCAUAUCCAAAUGGUUUCUAAUUUUUAUCUUCCACAAAGUUUUCUGCUCAAUUUGCCCCCUCAAAAGUGUAGUUGUAGAGCAACAGUUAAAAUGCUCACAUCUCCAAAUGAGUCCAACUUUUCUAUUUGCUACAAAAACUAAGCAAAAAUAUCCAUUCGGACCUUAAAUUCUGGACCCUAUGGCAUUCGUUGGAGAAUGAAAAAGAACCUAUGAUACAGAGAGGUUCCUUCAAGUUACAAAGAGAUUAUUGGUGAUAAGGCAACAACUUAUUGCCCCAGGGCUGAAGGUUAAAGAUUUUUAGUUGGUACUUUUUUAAAUAAUUCAUUUAGAUCUGGUUCUAUCCUUGUAUUAGGGGAGACUUGAUUUAAUGGCUAUGUCAGAUGCUUCUAAUAAAGUAAAAAUUGUAUAAUGGUCA
Molecule: messenger RNA, 4128 nt
Organism: Antechinus flavipes (yellow-footed antechinus)
Lineage: Eukaryota; Metazoa; Chordata; Mammalia; Dasyuromorphia; Dasyuridae
Gene: DTX3L
Product: deltex E3 ubiquitin ligase 3L
Exons: 5
Coding region: 226-2481 (751 amino acids)
Biological process (GO): protein ubiquitination; Notch signaling pathway
Source: RefSeq, a predicted model, not a curated record